This is a messenger RNA of Coregonus clupeaformis (lake whitefish), 4891 nucleotides long. It is a transcript of the gene plch2b, whose product is annotated as phospholipase C, eta 2b. Gene Ontology annotation, biological process: phosphatidylinositol-mediated signaling; lipid metabolic process. Bases 326 to 4390 code for a protein of 1354 amino acids. Gene Ontology annotation, molecular function: calcium ion binding; phosphatidylinositol-4,5-bisphosphate phospholipase C activity. The record is from RefSeq and is a predicted model, not a curated record. The transcript has 21 exons. Lineage: Eukaryota; Metazoa; Chordata; Actinopteri; Salmoniformes; Salmonidae.
CACACUGGGACCUCUGCUUUGGAAUGUUUGGUGAAGAAUGGAAAUGAAUGGGAGUAAUCAGGGGCUUUCACUCCCUGUCCUAUGGCUAGUUCUUCUGGAGACACACAUACAAACUGAGGUGGUGGAACAUGACAAGGUUUUUAACUCUGCGUGAUAAAAUAAAAAUCUGAAAAUGGAUAUACUUCCUGGAUUAUGGUAGGGAGUUUGAUUUGUCUUCAGGAUAUUAGUUUUGGUUUGAACCACAGUCCAACUGGAGAGAGGAAGGCUGUGUGAGGGUGACAGACACUGGGUAGAGGACAUGAGCGGGAGGCAGGUGUGUAGCUAAAUGAGCGGUGCAGGAAUGAACGUCAACUCAGCCAUGGCACCGCUAUCUCCAGGACUAAAUGUCAAUUUAUCUCCAGGACUAAACCCCAUCGACACCCCACCAAUGGCAGCUCCAUCUCCAAGACUGAGUCUCACCACCACCCCACCGAUGGCAGCGAUAUCUCCAAGACUGAGCCUCACCUCUACCCCAGUGAUGGCUACCUCGUCUCUAGUAAAGAGUGCCUCUCCAUCCAUUGCUUCCUUGUCUCCUGGACUGUUCUCACCCUCUCUGUCCUCUCUGAGCCCAGAGAGAAGGGCCUCCUCCCCCUUCGGCAGGUCCUCCAGCAGGUCCCCCACCCCAUCCAUCAUGACAUCCCCAAAGCUGUGGCAGAAAACCUCCAUCUCCAGACUGGCAGAGGAGUUCUUCUGGAUUGGUGGAAGCAUUGUAGCACAACCCAAAUGGAGACUGGGUCAAUAUGUGGAGAGGUGUAUGUGCACCAUGCAGACUGGCACCCAGAUGACCAAACUGAAAGGGAAGAAGAAGGGGCUGGUCAGGUUCUUCUACCUGGAUGAACACAAGUCCUGCAUCCGCUGGAGGCCCUCCAGGAAGCACGAUAAGGCUAAAAUAACCAUUGACUCCAUCCACGAGGUGUGUGAGGGCAAGAAGUCUGAGAUCUUCCAGCGCUAUGCAGACAGUUGCUUCGACCCCAACUGCUGCUUCAGUAUUUACCAUGGUGACCACGUGGAGUCUCUUGACCUGGUCUCCACUAACGGAGAUGAGGCCCGGACCUGGAUUACUGGCCUGAAAUACCUCAUGGCUGGCAUCAGUGACGAGGACAGUCUGGCAAAGAGACAACGCAAAAGGGACCAAUGGUUACAGCAGACCUUCUCAGAGGCAGACAAAAAUGGGGAUGGUAAUUUGAGCCUGGGAGAGGUUCUUCAGUUACUCCACAAACUCAACGUGAACCUGCCCAGGCAGAAAGUCAGAGAGAUGUUUAAGAAAGCAGACACAGAUGACAACCAGGGUUCGUUAGCUUUUGAAGAAUUCUGUACCUUCUAUAAGAUGAUGUCUACACGCAGAGGCCUCUAUCUCAUCAUGCUCUCCUACAGUAAUAACAAAGAGUUCAUGGACCUAAAUGACCUGGUCCAUUUCAUGGAAAAUGAACAGAAGAUGGCGGGUGUAACCAGAGAAUAUUGUCUGGAGAUAGUCAGCCAGUUUGAGCCAUGUUCUCAAAACCUACAGAAUAUGGUUCUGGGCAUCGAUGGUUUCACCAAUUACAUGCGAAGUCCUGCAGGAGACAUCUUUAACCCAGACCACCAUCAUGUGCACCAGGACAUGACCCAGCCCCUGUGUAACUACUUCAUAGCCUCGUCCCACAACACCUACCUGACAGGGGACCAGCUUCUGUCUGAGUCCAGGGUAGACAUGUAUGCCUAUGUGCUCCAGGCUGGCUGUCGCUGUGUGGAAGUGGACUGCUGGGAUGGACCAGACGGGGAACCUAUCGUCCAUCAUGGCUACACCCUGACGUCCAAGAUCCUCUUCAAAGACGUCAUUGAAACCAUUAACAAAUAUGCCUUCACAAAGAAUCAGUACCCAGUGAUCCUAUCCAUAGAGAACCAUUGCACAGUUCCCCAGCAGAAGAAGAUGGCUGAGUAUCUGAUGGAGGUGCUCCAGGAUAAGGUGGACCUGUCUACGGUCAAUGUGAAUGAAUUCAGAAAGCUGCCCUCCCCAGAGCUCCUGAAAGGGAAAGUUCUAGUCAAGGGAAAGAAGCUUCCAGCGAACAUUGACGAUGAUGCAGAGGAGGGGGAUGUGUCGGAUGAAGACAGUGAGGAAGAGGAAGAGGAGGAUGAAGAUGACAGCCAGAUAAACACAGAUGGGAACGCUGCUGGCACUGCAGAUGAAUCCAAACCCAAGAAACGCAGGUCUAUCAUGGGCAGCUUCAGACGCAAGAGGAAAAAGAAGAAGAAAAAGAAGCUAAUGCUUAAUUUAGACCAUGCGGACCAAGAGAACCCCAUCAUGAGAGACAAAACACAAAUUGUGUACCACAACAAGAAAGGGAAGACGAUGAGGUUAUCCCGAGCCCUGUCUGACCUCGUCAAGUACACCAAGUCUGUCCGGGUCCAUGACAUUGAAACACAAGCUUAUAUGACCAGUUGGCAAGUGUCUUCCCUCAAUGAGAGCAUUGUGAACCAGAUCAUGGCUCUGAAGCCAGCUCAGUUGGUGCGAUUCAACCAGAGACAGCUACUACGUGUUUACCCCUCCAACUACCGUGUGGACUCUAGCAACUUCAACCCACAGCCCUUCUGGAACGCAGGAUGCCAUAUGGUUGCACUGAAUUACCAAACAGAGGGCCGCAUGCUUGAACUGAACAGAGCCAAGUUCUCAACCAAUGGCAACUGUGGAUACUUACUGAAGCCCAGGUGCAUGAAUAAAGGUUUCUUUAACCAUACGCUGGAGGACCCUCUGCCAGGACAGAAGAAGACUCAAUUGGUACUGAAGAUCAUCAGUGGGCAGCAGCUGCCAAAACCUAAAGACUCAAUGCUGGGGGAUAGAGGGGAGAUUAUUGAUCCUUUUGUAGAGGUGGAGAUCAUCGGUCUGCCUAUUGAUUGCUGUAAGCAGCAGACAAGGGUGGUGGAUGAUAAUGGCUUCAACCCCAUGUGGGAGGAGAGCCUGGUCUUCACCCUACAUAUGACCCAGAUUGCACUGGUGCGUUUCCAGGUGUGGGACCAUGAUCCGAUAGGACAAAACUUCAUUGGACAGAGGACCAUAGCGUUCGUCAGCAUGAUGCCAGGUUAUCGCCAUGUCUAUCUUGAGGGCAUGGAGGAGGCCUCCAUCUUUGUUCAUGUUGCUGUAAAUGACAUCACAGGAAAGGUUAAGCCAAGUAAUGCUGUAAAGGGUUUUUUGAAAAAAGCUACGAAGAAAGGGUCAGGCAAGGAGCCAAAGACGGUCUCUAUGCACCUCUCCACUUACUCAUCAGAGGACGUCCGUCAGCGGUACCGCAAGGACCUGGACUCCUACUCCCAGGAGAGCAGCGGGAACGGCAGCAUGUUACUGACGCCUGCAGGCAUAGACUACCAUAGAGGGACUCAGAGCGAACCACUGAAGCGAGCGCACAGGGUGCAAAUUCUGGAGGAGGAAAUCCAGGGUGCUCCUCCAAAGGAGGAGAAAAAGAAGGAGGGGAAAAGGAAGGAGGGGAAAAGGAAGGGCAUCCUCGUCCGCAUGUCCUCCACCAUCUCCAACUCUGGGGCAUCCAUCCCGUGCAUCACAGCAACAAGCCCAGACCUGGAGGAUGUGUUUCAGUCGUCUCAGCCACAGAGUCCAGAACCAGAGAGCCAAAUGCAGUCGUUUCAGGCAGCCUGGCCAGAUCUGGAAGACCAGGUUCAGUCUUUCCAUGCACACUGGCCGGGCAAGGACAACCCAGGUCAGUCAUUUGAGCCUGAGUGGCCAGACCCACCUGAGAUUGAGGACAUAGCAGGAGAACCACUGACAAAGCUUAACAGUAAGCCUGCACCCCAAACUGUAUCAGAACAUCUGAAUCAGCCCCAACCCCAGCUCCAUCCCCAGGCCCAGCCCCAGUCCCUACCCCAGGCCCUGGCCCAGGCCCAGGCCCAGCCCCAGCCUGAUCCUGGGGUCAUUCUCCGGAUCCGACACCCACCAUCCUCCCCUGUCAGAGUUAGACGGACCCUGGAGACCCCAGCCAGCCAACUCCCCUCCAACACGUCACGGACAAAGGCCCGCUCUCGCAGUGUUCCACGAAAGCAGCAUGCCUCCCCCAUCACCCCGGUAGUUAACCGCAGGGCUGCUGUGCACUGGCAGCCUCAGACUCCUUCCCCUCCUCCCCCCCAGAACCAUUGCAGCUAUGGCCACAAGCCCAUACCCAACGGCCUCUACCUGUCUGACAGUGACUCCAGCAGUGGUGGCAGUAUAGACAGUCUGAGUCUGGAGCUCCUGCCCUCGCGCGUGCCAGUCGGUGGGCAGAGGGAAGUGGGCACCCUGCAGAGAGAGAUGAAUGCCCUCUUUGACCAGAAGAUGAAGGAGAUCCGCUGUAAAUCCCCACUCUUUUUUCACGAUUACUCUACGCUAUAGUAAUCAGACACUACAAGGACCACAGCAGUGAGCAGCCAAUUGGAAUAAGCAUGGGAGUAGGAAAUACACUUGUAAACAUAUCUCAUUACCUUGUAUGUAUCUAGAUGUAUGUACAAAUUAUGUCAUCUCCACAUUUGAGACCGAACAAGUUUAUUAGUAUAAGGUAAUCACUAUUUUUUUUGUUGAUGUGGGUAUUGUGAUUUUGCAUCAUGGUGCAUUUAUUGUAAAUAGAACGUAAUACCAAAGUGAAUCGUUCAGAAUGGAACAUACAUUCAUUAUUAGACUGGUUUUAUUGAAAGAUGUGCUCUAACUUUUACAUCAACAUCAUUCUAUUACAUAAUGCUUUUUUAUGUGUUGAGUUCUAUAAUAACAAAAACAUUUAUUUAAGUGAACUUACGGUUUUAUAGUUUUGAAAGGAAUGUGCAAAAUGUGUGCUGCCAAUUGUACAAAAACAGUUAAAUAUUCUUAGUAUCAAUAAUAUGUAAAUGUCUAAUCUACUUU